AUGUCUGCCGACCAGGAUCCACCCAGAUACCCCGACUUGACCGGCCAGGUCGCUCUAGUCACAGGUAUCGGGCAAGAUGGCCCGCCCGUAGAGACGACGAACUGGGGCAACGGUGCGGCGACGGCGCUGGCUCUGGCGCGCAACGGCGUCAGGGUCUUUGGGUGCGACAUCAACCUCGACGCCGCCAAACUCACCAAGUCGCGCAUAGAGAAAAUCGUCCCCGGUGCCGUCGUGGACGUGGCUCUCGCCGACGUCACCAAGGCCACGGACGUGGAACAGCUCGUCCAACAAUGCAUCUCGAGGUACUCGCGCAUCGACAUCCUCGUGAACAACGUCGGGCGCAGCGAAAAGGGCGGCCCCGCCGACAUGAGCGAGCAGGUCUGGGACGCGCAGACGGCCAUCAACCUGAAAUCCGUCUACCUGACCUGCCACGCCGUGCUACCGUACAUGGAAGCCCAGGGUCGGGGAGCCGUGGUCAACAUCAGCAGCAUCGCCAGCAUCCGGUACGUGGGGAAGCCGCAAGUGGCGUAUGCCGCGACCAAGGCGGCCGUCACGCAGUUCACGAAACACACGGCUGUCCUCUACGCCGACAAGGGCGUCCGCCUCAACACGGUCCUGCCGGGGCUCAUGUUCACGCCGCUCGUGCAGACGUUGGCCAACAAGUACGCCAGCGGCGACUACGAAGGAUUCGUGCAGACGAGACACAACCAGGUGCCGACGGGGAAGAUGGGCUCUUCGCGCGACGUCGCCAAUGCCGUGGUGUUUUUGUCGAGUAACGCCGCGGCGGGCUACAUUACGGGCCAGAAGCUGGUGGUUGACGGUGGGAUUGUCUCGAGCACAGGGCGGUUAUAG
Molecule: messenger RNA, 852 nt
Organism: Fonsecaea nubica
Lineage: Eukaryota; Fungi; Ascomycota; Eurotiomycetes; Chaetothyriales; Herpotrichiellaceae
Exons: 1
Coding region: 1-852 (283 amino acids)
Molecular function (GO): oxidoreductase activity, acting on the CH-OH group of donors, NAD or NADP as acceptor
Source: RefSeq, a predicted model, not a curated record